Messenger RNA from Octodon degus (degu), 1519 nucleotides. It is a transcript of the gene Vps26a, whose product is annotated as VPS26, retromer complex component A. Gene Ontology annotation, cellular component: retromer complex; endosome. NCBI's taxonomy places the organism in Eukaryota, Metazoa, Chordata, Mammalia, Rodentia, Octodontidae. The record is from RefSeq and is a predicted model, not a curated record. Gene Ontology annotation, biological process: retrograde transport, endosome to Golgi; intracellular protein transport. The transcript has 8 exons.
CUUUCCUGGAGGGACAGGCCGGCCAGUAGGCAGCAGGGCGGGGCGAGAGGUCGGCCGAAGGACUGGCGGAGGGGGAGGGGAGAGAGGAAGGUGUGGUCACGUGCGCCGGCGCCCGGAUCACGUGGUGGAGCGCCGGGGUGGAGGGACGCGGGUCGCGAGUUUUCCUAAGGGAAGAGUGAGGCGGGGGGACUUGGAGGCGGCGGCGGCGCUGACAAUGAGUUUUCUCGGAGGCUUUUUUGGUCCUAUUUGUGAGAUUGACAUUGUCCUUAACGAUGGGGAAACGAGGAAGAUGGCUGAGAUGAAAACUGAAGAUGGCAAAGUAGAAAAACACUAUCUCUUCUAUGAUGGAGAGUCUGUUUCAGGAAAGGUAAACCUAGCCUUUAAGCAACCUGGAAAGAGGCUAGAGCACCAAGGAAUUAGAAUUGAAUUUGUAGGUCAAAUUGAACUGUUCAAUGACAAGAGUAAUACUCAUGAAUUUGUAAACCUAGUGAAAGAACUAGCCUUACCUGGAGAACUGACUCAGAGCAGAAGUUAUGAUUUUGAAUUUAUGCAAGUUGAAAAGCCUUAUGAAUCUUACAUCGGUGCCAACGUCCGCUUGAGGUAUUUUCUUAAGGUGACAAUAGUGAGAAGACUGACAGACUUGGUGAAAGAGUAUGAUCUCAUUGUUCACCAACUUGCCACCUAUCCUGAUGUUAACAACUCUAUUAAAAUGGAAGUGGGCAUUGAAGAUUGUCUACAUAUAGAAUUUGAAUAUAAUAAAUCAAAUUUAUAUAUAAAAAUACAUAUCUUGUAUAAUAUAUAAAGUUUGAAAACAGGAAAAAGGUAGAAGGCUGGAAAUCAUAUUCUGGAAAUAUUUAAAUUAAUACCCUUUAUUCUUACACUAGGACCUAGUACUACAACUGAAACAGAGACUAUUGCCAAAUAUGAAAUAAUGGAUGGUGCACCAGUAAAAGGUGAAUCCAUUCCAAUUCGACUAUUUUUAGCAGGAUAUGACCCAACACCAACAAUGAGAGACGUGAACAAAAAAUUUUCAGUAAGGUACUUUUUGAAUCUAGUGCUUGUUGACGAGGAAGACAGAAGGUACUUCAAGCAGCAGGAAAUCAUCUUGUGGAGAAAAGCUCCUGAAAAACUGAGGAAACAGAGAACGAACUUUCACCAGCGAUUCGAAUCUCCAGAACAGGCAUCUGCUGAACAGCCUGAAAUGUGAACUGAAUUAGGAAGAGAAAAGGAGAAAAUCCAUAUCCGUUGAGAUUAGUUUCAGCAGGUUAAAGAUGGUUGCAGCAUGUGUGGGGGAAGAGGCCAAAACUACAUAUGUAAUAGUCUUCCUUUAUCUUACAGUGCUGCAUUUAUUUUACAGUAUAACUAAAUGUUCAUGUAUAAACAUUUUCAAAAGUGCUUUCUUUGAAACACUGGAAAUUUCCUAAGCUGCCUUUAUUUUAUUUUUUAACCACACACUUUGAUGAUAAGCACUCAAGAUAUUGCAUCAGCAUAAACAUUAAAGAUUUUCAUUUGAAUAGGA